CUGUCCCGGUCCCUCCCCCCGAGCCACCACAGCUGCCGCCGCCGCGGCUCCGGCAAAAGUUUUCGGCGGAGCGGCCGAACGCGGCGGUGCCGGUGCCGGUGCCGGUCCCCGCCAACACCGAGAUGCGCCCGGGAGCCGGCGCGAGCCCAGAGCCGACAGAGUCACCUGCGUGCCAGGACCUUCACUGUCAGGGCAGAGGAGCUGCCGAGGGACAGUAGGAAGCCCGACACGCCGCGCUGCUCCCCAUGCGGCCCAUGGUACAGCAGAGGGAUGUCCCGGCCGCGUCUCCUCAGCCUCCUGCUGCUGCUGCUUUGCUGCCAGGGCCCCUCUGCUCAGAUCACGGAUUUCCUCUUUGAGAGCUGGAAGGCGUACAGUGAGGAGUGCCACCGCAACAUGAGCCACCUGCCCGCGCCCACAGAGCUGGUCUGUAACCGCACCUUCGACAAGUUCUCGUGCUGGCCCGACACAGCGCCGAACAGCACGGCCAGUGUCCCCUGCCCCUGGUUCCUGCCCUGGUACCAGAAAGUGAAGCACAGACACGUCUUCAAGACCUGCGGGCCAGACGGGCAGUGGGUGACGGGCCCCCGGGGACAGUCCCUGCGCGACGCCACGCAGUGCGAGCUCGACGCCGAGGACCUGGAGGCACAGGAGAAAUUUGCCAAGACCUACGGCAGCUUCAAGGUGAUGUACACCGUGGGCUACUCCGUGUCCCUGUGUGCGCUGAUCCUCGCCCUGGCCCUGCUGCUGGGUUUCAGCAAGCUGCACUGCAUGAGGAACUACAUCCACAUGAACCUCUUCGCCUCCUUCAUCCUGAAGGGCGUCUCCGUGCUGGUCAUCGACGCUCUGCUCAAGACUCACUACAGUGACAAAAUUGACGGCUACAACGUGCACAUCUGGCUGAGCGAUGAGGCGGCCGCGGGCUGCCGGGCGGCCACGGUCUUCAUGCAGUACGGCAUCGUGGCCAACUACUGCUGGCUGCUGGUGGAGGGGAUCUACCUGCACAACCUGCUGGUGGUGGCCGUCUUCUCCGAGAGGAGCUACUUCACCCUCUACCUGUGCAUUGGCUGGGGGGCGCCCAUGCUGUUCCUCAUUCCCUGGGUCGUCGUGAAGUUCCUCUAUGAAAACAUCCAGUGCUGGUCCACCAACAACAACAUGGGCUUCUGGUGGAUCCUUCGCUUCCCCGUGUUCCUGGCCAUCCUGAUCAACUUCUUCAUCUUCAUCCGCAUCAUCCAGAUCCUCGUCUCCAAGCUCCGUGCGCACCAGAUGCGUUACACUGACUACAAGUUCCGGCUGGCCAAGUCCACGCUGACACUGAUCCCGCUGCUGGGCAUCCACGAGGUGGUCUUCGCCUUCAUCACAGACGAGCACGCUCAGGGCACCCUGCGCUACGUCAAGCUCUUCUUCGACCUCUUCCUGAGCUCGUUCCAGGGGAUGCUGGUGGCCAUUCUCUACUGCUUCGUCAACAAGGAGGUGCAGGCGGAGCUGCUGAAGCGGUGGCAGCGCUGGAAGCUGGGGAAGGACCUGGCGGAGGAGUACAGACACACGUACAGCCACGCACCCAGUGCCCGCAACGGCGCUGGCACCACCUGCGAGAAGCACCAGCUGGUGAGCAGCUGCACCAACGGGCUGGGCCGCGGCCCGGCUGCCGCGCGCCCCGGCACACGCCACGCCGAGAGGAGCGGCCGCGGCCCCGCCGAGCACCUGGCCCUGGGCGAGCGGCACCACUGCUACGAGUUCCCCGAGACCACGGCCGAGAGCCACUUGUGAGCCACGCGGGGGCUGCGCCGGCCCCGCUGCCGCGGGCUGAGCCGGCAGGGAAACCGCGCCGGCCCCAGCUCCGUCCUCCUCCGGGCGCUGCUGGCGGGACGCGGCCCUGUGCCGGACCACGGCGGCGGCUGGGCCAGCUGCCAGGGAGGCAUGGCGAGCAAGACCUGGACCUCUGUGGGGAGGGGGUAUGUGUGGGGCGGGGGUGGGGGGUGGGGGGGUCGUGCUGUGGUGCUGCCCUCAUGCACCUUCGAGACCCUUUGUGCAGUGCUGUAACUUAUGUGUAACUGUAAAUAGGUGUGAGCCCAGGCCGGGCUGCAGGGCCAGUGCCGCGUGUGCCUCUGUCUGGAGGGGGUCCGGCUGUGGGAACGGGCUGCCCGCACUGUGCCCAAGCACCCGUGGUGACGGCGGCAGCCACGGAUGGGGAGCUGGGCCGUGCAGCAUGGACGGGCUGCACCAGAAUCCAGCCCCACGGCCUGCCACACAGCCCCACGGCGUGACCCACAGCCCCACAGCCCUACAGCCCACGGCCCCGCACAGGUGAGCAGACGCGGCAGCGGCUGUAGCAGCGCAGCGGCCGGGGCUGCAGCUCCCGCCAGCACUUUCCUCUGUCUGCUAAUCGGCUCUGUCCUCUCACUGCCAGGAGCCUCUAAUUAAAUCAUUUGGCUCUGCCCACCGGCACCCCCGCUCCUCCGGGAGCCGGCGCAGGCCAUGGCCGGGCAGCAGCCGCCGGCAGCACCGAACACCACGAGCAGUGCGUGGGGUGCGGGGCGGCGGGUCAGCCCGCACUGGACUGGGCUGUCCGCGGCGCGGGGAGCGCGGGGGCCGGCACUGUAAGAGGCUUGGGCCGCGCACAUGAGCGCUAAGCCCAGAUGCCGCGGCUUUGGGCACCACAAUCGCCUGGUGUGCUGGGAUUAGCCGGGUCCACCUUUCCGGCCGGAGCACCCUGCCCGACGGCUGGCGGCACGACAGACAGACAGCCCCGCCGUGACCCCAGCACGGGGCACUGCCCGCCACCCGGCCUGGCCCCGCAGGUGACGGGUCCCGGCUGUCCCGGCCCCGCGCACAGCCCGGCACAGGGGAGGCGACGACGGGGCGAGCGCUUGGGGCACCCGCAGCCACUUGCAGCCCCGCACAGCCAACAGCAGCGCUGGGCAGGCGGUCACCCCCGCCAAACCCACCCUCCCAGUGCGGCCAGCACAGGGGAUGGGGGAGCCAUGCGGCACAGACCGCUGCCAGGACAAGGGCGCAGGUGCCAGCGGGGCAGCCAUGGCACAGAGAGGCCACGUCCACAGCGCUGGCCCUGGCUGCACCGCGCUUGGCUCCCGGCGUGGCGCCGUGCUGCGCCAGCAGUAAUUUUCCUCUGUUUACUCGAGAACUUGCUGCCGGCCCAAGCAGGACCCGUGCGCGGGGGCUGGAGCCCUGCGGGCAGUGGAGACGUGGGGCAGAGGGUCUGCUCGCAGUGCCGUGGGGCUGCGGGGCCCUGGGGCCGUGGGACACGUCACCUGUGGGGCAGCAGAGCUGUGGGGCUGAGCAGGCAAGGGUCGGCCCAGAGCCGCGGUGCCGGACCCAGCCAGCGCAGCCCCUGCGGAGCCGCUGGCCCCCAUGGCCGCUGCCGUCACUGUGGCCUCCUGACGCGGUAACGAGCCUAAUUGAGGCAAAUUGUUGGAGCACGAAGCAGUUUCUGGGAAGGUAAAUAUGGCCAUCACGCAGGGUCCAGCCCUGCGCCUGUUGCUCCAGCGUUGCCACAGCAACACCCCACUGCUGUCCCCGUGGCACUGUGACACCCCAGAGCUGGCUGCACACACACACACUCAGACUCACAAACACAUUCACAGACACAGACACACGCACAGACACACACACGCACACACACACACCAUGCACGUGCACACACGCACGCGCACACACCAUGCACACCAUGCACAUGCACACACGCACACACCAUGCACACACACACACGCACACCAUGCACACCAUGCACAUGCACACACACACACGCACACCAUGCACACACGCACGCGCACACACCAUGCACACCAUGCACGUGCACACACGCACGCGCACACACCAUGCACACACACACACGCACACCAUGCACACCAUGCACGUGCACACACGCACGCGCACACACCAUGCACACACGCACACGCACACCAUGCACACCAUGCACGUGCACACACGCACGCGCACACACCAUGCACACCAUGCACGUGCACACACGCACGCGCACACACCAUGCACACACACACACGCACACCAUGCACACCAUGCACGUGCACACACGCACACGCACACACCAUGCACGUGCACACACGCACGCGCACACACCAUGCACACCAUGCACGUGCACACACGCACACGCACGCCAUGCACACACUCCUUGGCAGCCCAGCGGGACCUGCCCUGUUCCCCGUGAAGCGCCGGCACUGCCGGAAUCACAGAUGGUUUGUGUUGCAGGACCUUCCCCGCUCCCCAGGCCCCGGCCGUGGCAGGGACAUCUGCACCAGCUCAGGGUGCUCAGAGCCCCGUCCAGACCGGCCUGGGGUGCCUCAGGGAUGGCUCAUCCACCCCCUCUCUGGGUGCCUGCCCAGGCUCUCACCACCCUCCCCGUGAGCCGUUUCCCCUGCGGCGGUGCCCGCGGCAGAGGCCGGAGCGGAGGGAGGCCGGGGCACAGCGGCCACUGGCCGCCCCGUGCAGCUGGCCCCGGCGCCUCACAGGAGAACUCCCACUUUAUCAAGGAAAUGGAGCACCACAAAUUGGUCUUCUAAGUAGAUUGUGACCGCUGCCGGCCCUCUUCCCACCACCUAAUUCAAUGAUACAACACACACCUCUCAUCCUCUCACCGUUUAAUCUAAUGAUCAGCACCGUACUGGAGGCACAGGGAAAAUAAACCCCUGCUGACUUCGA
This is a messenger RNA of Columba livia (rock pigeon), 4674 nucleotides long. RefSeq names its product glucagon receptor (gene GCGR). Lineage: Eukaryota; Metazoa; Chordata; Aves; Columbiformes; Columbidae. Bases 271 to 1767 code for a protein of 498 amino acids. Gene Ontology annotation, biological process: cell surface receptor signaling pathway; adenylate cyclase-activating G protein-coupled receptor signaling pathway. The record is from RefSeq and is a predicted model, not a curated record. Gene Ontology annotation, molecular function: glucagon receptor activity; peptide hormone binding. Gene Ontology annotation, cellular component: plasma membrane. The transcript has 14 exons.